Messenger RNA from Pelmatolapia mariae (spotted tilapia), 1008 nucleotides. RefSeq lists its product as uncharacterized. The coding region runs from base 1 to 1008 and encodes 335 amino acids. NCBI's taxonomy places the organism in Eukaryota, Metazoa, Chordata, Actinopteri, Cichliformes, Cichlidae. The transcript has 7 exons. The record is from RefSeq and is a predicted model, not a curated record.
AUGGCAGUUUGGGACAAAAACCUUCUGUGGAGCUUCAUGUUCCUGCUGGCAGGUGCUGUGGGUCAAACUGUGAUGUAUCCUUUCACGUCUACCUGUGCUGUCAGAGGAUCCACUGUCACCUUCACACCUCGGAGGUCUUUCAAAGAGGGUAAAAAAAAUAUUCCUCUAAAGAUCGUCAGAGUCCGCUGGUGUAAGAACCAUGAGAUCUGUCAUGGCGGCACUCCAUCUGUGUAUGACAGUGACUCAGCAAACAACGAUCCUUGUUAUCAAUAUCUGGGAGACAUGAAGACAAACUGCACUUUACAGAUCAGAGAUGUUCAGCAGGGAGACAACGCAACCUUUCGCUUCAGGAUGGAAGCUGAUCAUCAUGAAGGACAUUUUACUAACCAGACAGGAGUGACUGUCAGAGUUGAUGAUUCGACUAAAAUGAGAAUAAUUCGCUCCAGUGAUGAUAAAAAGUUGAGCAGAGGUGAAACCGUCACACUGCUCUGUGCUUCACUCUGCACUUUCCACCAACUGGAGCUCACCUGGUUGAAAGAUGGCCACACCCUCUCAGACACUGGCCCCUCCUUCCAUCUCCACUCUCUGACUGCAGAGGAUUCUGGGAGCUACACCUGUGCUCUGAAGAAGAACAUGAAGGCUGUCUCUGAGCCGUACAGCCUGCAGGUGGAGUCAGACUCCAAAGAAGAAGCAGAAACUGGUGGUAACCUUCCCCUGAUAGCUGGUGUGAAGUUUGUUGUCCUGCUGGCUGUGAUCGCGCUCGUACUCUUCAUCAUCGAAAGGAAGCUGAGAGCAGCAGAGGGUCAGAGAGCGGCUGGAGGUGAGACGGAGCUGAAGCAUCCCGAUAACGUCAACAGCAACAUUCAAGAACAAGAUGACCAACAAGAAACCAGCCGAGCUGUGGAGGACGUCAGCUACUCCUCCGUCCACUUCACACAGAAGAAACAGGAGGGCAGGCAGAUGCAGAAGGUCGAUGAUGCCGUCGUCUACUCUUCAAUAGCCAAAUGA